AUGACGACGAACCAGUUAUCCGAAGAUCCAGCUGGCUUUGUUUUGACAGCCGAGGCUUUGGGACAUGCUAUUCCAAGCAUGGCAAUCGCUACCAAGGCUAUUCACGCGGAUGAUUUCCCAAACGCGCCAUUAGACUCACACAUUUACUCCCGUUAUUCGGCCCCUAACACCACUCGGCUCGAAGUUUUGCUGGGCAGCCUCUUCGGUAGCCAGGUAGUCACUUUCUCUACCGGCCUCGCAGCAUUUCACUCGAUGUUGAUAUUAUUGAAUCCGAAGCGCAUCUUUAUGGGAGAUGGCUAUCACGGUUGUCAUGGCGUGGUUGAUGUGAUGAACAAACUGACGGGAAUCCAAAAAUUUGACCUGACGGAACUGGAGCACUUGAGUGCUGGGGAUGUUAUUCAUGUUGAAACACCUUGGAAUCCCACCGGGGAAGCUCGAAAUCUUGCCUAUUUCUCUGCCAAAGCUCGCCAGAAAGGCGCCUUUCUGACUGUGGACUCAACGUUUGCCCCACCGCCGCUACAGGACCCUUUGCAAUUCGGUGCCGACAUAGUCAUGCACAGCGGCACCAAGUAUGUGGGUGGUCACUCGGACAUGCUAUGCGGAAUUCUGGUUGUGCACCCGGAUCGUGUCCGAGAAGGGUGGGCCGAGACUCUCCACGCAGAACGCAGAGUACUCGGCAAUGUUAUGGGGAGCUUUGAAGGGUGGCUUGGAAUGCGAUCUGUUCGCACAAUGCACUUGCGGGUUCUGAGACAAGCGGAUACGGCCAGAAAACUAGUGCACUGGUUGAAUCAGCAGCUGCAAGAUCCGCAAACCGUCAUUUCCAAGUUUUUGGGUACAGUGAAGCACGCUUCGUUGCAGCAUGAGGAUUUGCAUGACGGUUGGCUUCAAAAGCAAAUGCCUGGUGGGUUCGGUCCGGUUUUCUCUGUAAUAGCCAAGAGCGCAGAGCUUGCCAAGCGUUUGCCGGGCAGGUUGUAUAUUUUCCAGCAUGCGACUAGUGUUGGCGGCGUGGAGAGCUUGAUGGAAUGGCGAGCCAUGACACACGAAGGCUGUGAUAAACGGCUGCUUCGCAUCAGCUGCGGUAUUGAAGAACUAGAUGAUCUCAAGGCAGACUUGGUUCAGGGCAUGAAGUCAUUGAUACCCGAGGAUUAG
This is a messenger RNA of Penicillium olsonii, 1149 nucleotides long. NCBI's taxonomy places the organism in Eukaryota, Fungi, Ascomycota, Eurotiomycetes, Eurotiales, Aspergillaceae. The record is from the annotation of a GenBank genome assembly.